Nicotiana tabacum (common tobacco) is the source of this 1063-nucleotide messenger RNA. Its product is annotated as small ribosomal subunit protein eS6-like. The record is from RefSeq and is a predicted model, not a curated record. NCBI's taxonomy places the organism in Eukaryota, Viridiplantae, Streptophyta, Magnoliopsida, Solanales, Solanaceae. Gene Ontology annotation, molecular function: structural constituent of ribosome. Gene Ontology annotation, cellular component: ribosome. Gene Ontology annotation, biological process: translation.
UUCUCCUAAACCCUAACCAAGAGAGAAAGAGAGAGAGGAGCUCAGCGUAAAAUUUGAGAGUUUCAUUGUCAGCUUGGCGGCUUCCACUGAGUUCGACCGAAAAUGAAGUUCAACAUUGCAAAUCCGACUACUGGAUGCCAGAAGAAGCUCGAGAUCGACGAUGACCAGAAACUCCGGGCUUUCUUUGACAAAAGGAUCUCCCAGGAGGUUGCUGGAGAUGCUUUGGGAGACGAGUUCAAGGGAUAUGUUUUUAAGAUUAUGGGAGGAUGUGACAAGCAAGGUUUCCCAAUGAAGCAGGGAGUGUUGACUCCAGGCCGAGUUCGUCUGCUGCUGUACAGAGGUACUCCUUGUUUCCGGGGCUAUGGUAGGCGAAAUGGGGAGCGCAGAAGGAAGUCUGUCCGUGGAUGCAUUGUUAGUCCUGAUCUUUCUGUUCUGAAUUUAGUUAUUGUGAAAAAGGGUGAGAAUGAUCUGCCUGGACUGACAGACACUGAGAAACCAAGGAUGAGAGGACCCAAAAGGGCUUCCAAGAUUAGGAAGCUCUUCAACCUUUCCAAGGAAGAUGAUGUCAGGAAGUAUGUCAAUACCUACCGUCGGAAUUUCACGACCAAAACUGGGAAAAAGGCUAGCAAGGCUCCUAAGAUCCAGAGGCUGGUAACACCAUUGACUCUCCAGAGGAAGAGAGCAAGAAUUGCAGACAAGAAGAAGAGAAUUGCCAAGGCUAAGUCAGAAGCAGCUGAGUACCAGAAGCUUUUAGCUACUAGGUUGAAGGAGCAAAGAGAAAGGCGCAGUGAGAGUCUGGCUAAGAAGAGGUCUAGACUGUCUGCAGCUUCUAAGCCAUCUAUUACUGCUUAAGAUCAUUGGGAAGCAAUCUGUGAUAUCUGGGUCUGGUCUUCUCUGGUUAUUGCUGGAUGUGGCUUUUGGUAGCUUUUAAUGUUCAGAGAUGAUGAGUUAAGUUAGUGUAUCGUUUACUAUUUGAUCUUUUAGAUCAAAGAUUUUGGUUAUUUAGUACUGCUUAAUGAAAUCCUCCCAACUUUUAUUAUUUUGUUCUUGCUCUGGAUAAUAA